UGCCAUGACUAGAACGCUACUUGAAUAUUCAGUUUUUUCGCCCUUCCAAAAUGAUCAAGCGAAAAUUCAAACAGUUCCGGAACACGAAUGGCUAAUUUCCGGUCAUUCUCGAGCCAGCGGUUUGAACAAAUAGAGCCCUCUUUUUUUUGGUUCUGCUGCCUUCGCUGGUAAAAGGGCAUCGGUCUAAGUGGCAUCGGAAUGGCUUAAAUUAAUGCCAAUUUGGCAGUUUCCCAAAAGAUAGCUUACUUUACGCAACGUAUAUUGCUCACCCACUCAGGCUUUCCAAAUCACCUUGUCAACAAACUUCUCUCUGUGUUGUUUCUCUCCACUCUGCACUCCUUUCAAAUAAACCUUUUCUUGAUAACACACUUUGUAAGAUAUCCGAAGGGAAAUUAACCCAUGAAUAGCAAUAACAAGCAGACUCAGUAUAUUGUCGUCAAAUCCGGCAAUAACAAAAAGUCAAAAGCUGUGAAAGCAAUAAAAGAUUCUAUGGACAUUGACAAAGCGGAAGAAAAUUGGCCCUCAUCUUUAAAUGAAUAUGUAGCUCAUGCUUUCGCACACUGUCCCGUAGAAAAAAAAGCCUUAUUGGAGAAUCAAUUGAAAAGUAUUAUCAAACAGGCGCAAAGAACAAAUAUGCUGGACAUUAUUGACUGGAAUGAGCGCGAUUUGCCCACUGCGUGCUCAACACAACAAAAUCCAAACUCCUCACGUUUAUUCCACAAACCAACAAAACAAAAACAAUUGCAAACGCAACCAAAUCAACAAACACUUACAUCGAAAAUGGGAAAUAUAGAAUUGACGCCAGCAGAGAUAAGAAAAAGAGAAUUGAGAGCUCUUAGGUUUCAGCAGGAUACCAAAAAAACGUCGGCACCGUCACCUCCUGCGCCAUCCACACCCACACUAGGCACAGUAACAGCACCAAAACCUGUAGCAGCCAAAGUGCCGGGAGCAAAAGGGAAAAAGCAACGCUUAAUUACACCUAUUGUGUGGGAGACGGAAACAGCUCCACCCUCCAAUCAAAUCAUUGUUGGUACAAGUACUGAAUUGGAAAAGCCAUACUUUAGAUUGACUUCAGCAGCUGAUCCUGCUACGGUUCGUCCAUUACCUGUUCUGAGAAAAGCGUUCAAAUUUUUGUUAAAGAAAUGGAGAGAGGAGGAAAAUUACUCGUAUAUUUGUGAACAAUUCAAAUCAAUGAGACAGGAUUUGACCGUGCAAAGAAUUAGAAAUGAUUUUACUGUUCAAGUGUAUGAAGCGCAUGCAAGAAUUGCCCUUGAAAAGGGCGAUCUUGGUGAGUAUAAUCAGUGCCAAACACAGCUAAAGUACCUUUACGAGCAAGAUAUUCCAGGUAGUAAUGAAGAGUUCCUUGCUUAUCGUAUUCUAUACAUGCUAUUUUCACAAAACGAAUCAGAUAUCAAUUCUAUGCUAGAGGAAAAGGCUCGUAUGGGUUUGGAGGAACAGUCUGACUGUGUACAGCAUGCUUUAAUGGUUCGAUCUGCGUUGGCAAAAGGAAAUUAUUAUCAAUUUUUCAAAUUAUAUAAAAGCGCACCGAAUAUGGGUGGUUAUUUAUUAGAUCAGUUUGUGGAUAGAAAACGGAUCGAGGCUUUGAUUGUCAUAUGUAAAGCGUAUCAGAAGGGUAUCCCUUUCACUUUCCUCUCUAACCAAUUGGCUUUCAAUUCGUUGAAGAAAUUCAGACAGUUUUUACGGAAUCAUGGUUUGCAUGUUACGAAAAAAAUGCCAACUUUCGAUACAAAAGGCGCACUACCUGUCUUAUUAGCACAUAAAGAUAAUUAUAGUAGGGUGGAUAUCAAAGGCCAAAUUUAACGUGUCCCGAGGAUCAUUUUUGAUAUUUAUGCGUGUGCAUAAUACUCUCACUUCUGUUUUUGAUGUUACUUUUGCAGAAUAAAAUUUAAUACCCCUGAAUAAACAAAUACUUGCAACGCCAAAGAGGACUUGUUUGCAAACGUG
This is a messenger RNA of Mycotypha africana, 1965 nucleotides long. RefSeq names its product SAC3/GANP/Nin1/mts3/eIF-3 p25 family-domain-containing protein. NCBI's taxonomy places the organism in Eukaryota, Fungi, Mucoromycota, Mucoromycetes, Mucorales, Mycotyphaceae. Gene Ontology annotation, cellular component: nucleus. Bases 400 to 1821 code for a protein of 473 amino acids. The record is from RefSeq and is a predicted model, not a curated record. The transcript has 8 exons.